AUGCCUUGUGUGGGGAUAGAUGGGUGCGGUACUGCCCUUUACCAUAUGGGCGUGAACUUUGAAGCGAACAACAUCAUGGAUGUAGAAUCCAGGUAUGGCCCGCACUUGACACAACACUUGGGGAUGACAGUCCACACGCACAAGACCCGUGGUGAUGUCACCAAGUUGGAUCUUACAGAAGUGGAACGCCCUGUUGAUCUCCUAUGCAGCGGCCCUCCAUGCCCCCCGUGGGCAGGCAAUGGAAAGCACACUGGGCCCAUGGAUGAUCGAUCCCAAGUGUUCAUUGCAGUGCUGAAGCUUGCUAUCAGUUUAAUCAAAGCUGGUGAGUUGCAAGCUGUGGUUCUGGAAAACGUACGUGGAAUUACGUAUACCCAGACAGGGCAUACACGUUCCUUCAUGGAGCACAUGGUAGAUUUCCUUCAAAACCAAGUGCCUGAAUUUAACUGGAAUGUGUGUACACUGAAUGCUACGGACUUUGGGCUUGCCCAACAGCGGUGCAGGGUGUUUUUGCGUGGCCUCAGGACAUCGAUUGGGAAGGUGCCAGAUCCACUGCCACCUUUUGGGCCAAAACCUUUGGGUGAAUUUUUGGCCAGGGAGGUUCCCAACCUGGACUGGUCUACAUUGACCAAAACUAUGACAAAAAACCUCAAAGAUGCAGUCAAAGCCUUGAAGGACAUGCUUGACAAGGGAGAAGUACAGUUGACCGACCUUGUGAUUUUUCCCUUAGAUAGAGCGGAGGGCAAGGUUUACAAACGGCGGUUUACAGUGAAUCUUUGCACCACCCUGACGACAACCAACAAGUAUCUCUUCAUUUGCAGCAUGGACUUGGACCAGCCUGAAAAGAAAAGAGCAUUUUUCCGGUUUAUUCAUGAGAGUGCUUUGCGAAUCAAAGCAUCUGGGAACGCAUAUCCCGUUCCUCUGAUGAUCUCAGUUUUGUACCCCAUGAUGGCCAUGCUGAAGAACAAGAUGAACAAAAACCGCCCCAAGCAAGCAAGUUUGGUGGGUCGAGAUGCAACCGCAUGUUGCAACAAUUUUCAUGCAUGGAUGGAAAAAUUUAAGGCGGAAGCGGCUGUUGCGGAGACCAACAAAAGACCGAAGGCUAUGAAGAUGAAGAAGAAGGCUGCGAAGUCAACCAAGGCUACCAAGAAAAAGAAGGGUGGUGUCAAGAAAGUGGCGACAGGAAGGAAUGUCAAGAAGACAAAACUCAAGACCAACAGCAGGAUUUCACGAAGGAGGGCUCGCCUCUGUAAAUGUUCGGUCCUUUGCGGCCUUUGUGGUAUGGCAGCAAAACGGCUGACUGACCUUCUCAACUUUCUGACCAGUCUCGGGACUGUGGUAUCCGACGAUGACCCUGACAAAAAGGAUAAGCAAAAGGCAUUGCUUCGUGGCUGCUUGGUGGAUUUCAAAACGGGGCCUCCUAUUGAGGUACAAGAGGGAACCAACAUGCUGGAGGAAGUGAAGAACGCAAAGUUUCCUCAAUGGAUGCGAGAUGAGGUGGCUGGAGCAGUACAAGAAAAAAUCAUGGCAGAUAUGCUAGGGGAACACGAGAAGAAGAAAAGGUCAUGCAUGCAAAGGAACCUGCAUCUCUACAACUACCUGACGACAGGAGAAUGGAAUGAUUUGUGUUCAUCGUGCACCAGCUUCGAGUCCAAGAUGAGGCUCAUUGGGAAACGUUUCCAACUUUUGGGCUUGGUGAACCCUUCUGAACCUACUUUCGUCCUGGCCAACAUCUUGCUUCAGCUUUCCUUUUGCCAAGGGAACCCGGACAAGAUUGACGAGAAAAAACAUUACGCUACAUUGAAAGAUUUGAAAUUGGUGGUCAAAGGUAUUUGCAAACGAACCUCCCACAGCGGUGUUGCAGUGUACCCCGAGGACCCCACGACCUUGGGAAGCAUUUGGGAGAAAGCUUAUGCUGAGGACCCCCCGGCCAAAUGCCCCUUUGAUGUUACAGUCGUGAUGGACCUUACUGAUGGAUUACCGGCCAGGUGCUCUCACAGGAGCGUGCGGCCAGGCAAAUCCAAGGGUUUCCAACGUGAUGAAGGGCUACAACACAUGUUGGCAAACUUUUUGUUGGCCAAUGCAUUUCAAGGGGGGCAACAGGAAAUGGGUGCGCUUUGCAACUUGCAAUUCAACCAGCCCAGCAGGAAACGGCCUUUGGCUUUGAUGAACAAACCUGAUGAACCUGUUGACGCCCCACCAAAAACACCAGAGAGCCCACUGGAAUCCCCAAAGGAGAGCAAGGACACAGCCCCCCCACCGGUCUCAGCUGAAGCCAAGGACGUGGAUAACAUGGCAAAAGAAAUCCAAGAACAGUUGGAAGCCAACAAGGAGAAAAACAGACCACCACAGGCCAGCAAGCCUGCAAACCAAAAGGACAAAGCUUCUAAAGCUCCGCACAAGAAGAAGGCUGCAGGUACACAUGGUGCGGAGAUUUCCAGCAAAAGCAAGGCAUUCCCAGGGACAGGAGCGGCAGCCCCAAAAAAAAUUGAGAAGGCUACCAUCUACACUUGCCCCAAAUCGAGUUCGUGGAGGGUGAAGAAAACCGGGGACAAGAAGGACCCAGCCUUUUCUUGGAAGAAGGAGGAACCAAAACACGUUUGGGCCAAAGUCAUAGACUACAUGGCUACGCUGUGA
Messenger RNA from Cladocopium goreaui, 2634 nucleotides. The record is from the annotation of a GenBank genome assembly. Lineage: Eukaryota; Dinophyceae; Suessiales; Symbiodiniaceae.